Messenger RNA from Schistosoma curassoni, 381 nucleotides. Lineage: Eukaryota; Metazoa; Platyhelminthes; Trematoda; Strigeidida; Schistosomatidae. The record is from the annotation of a GenBank genome assembly.
AUGCUUGGAACAACUAUGGACAAUUCACCGAAGAUAGCUGUCGCAAUAACAGAAUUUUAUCAUAGUUCACACCAACUUUCUAUGUCGAGAGCAUCUCAGUCCUUAGGUCAUUAUACGCGUAUAUUAUUGAAUGUAUCGUCUCUAACUUUGAAUGAAAUUGUAAACCGUGAAAUGGGAUAUUACUUAGUUGUUCUUUUGUCUGAUGUUUGCAAACAUUUUGAACAGUUUACAAAAUUAUUUAUUAAUGAUCAAAACAUCAAACUGGUCGUUUCAUCUGCAUAUUUGUAUGAGAUUAUUUAUCAUCAUACACCAACGUAUGAAGAAAAAUUUACCAUUAAUCAAUCAUAUGGUAAACGAAAGACGGAAAAAGGUCCUCUUUAG